GGAAUCUUGUAAGUUUUCUUGGCUAAAAGGCGGUUAAAGUUACCCGAUGAGGAAAAUUAACAUAUUUGGCUACCAGGAAGGUGAUUUACCAGGAUACAAUUGAAUUCAACUUGAAUGUCACGAUUAGAAAAAGCUAUGUCAAUAUUUACACAAAUUAUCCAACCAAGUUCAACAGACUAAUCAAUCCACAGGUUUAAAUGACUAACUCUGAAGCUAAACAAACCAAAGGUAAUUUGGUAAAGAUAGUUGAAUACCUCAAUGUGCACAAUCCUGUAUUUGGACGUUUACCUGUGCCAAUCUGAAUAAUACCAAAACUAUCCAGCAAAGCUGUAAAAAUGAUGUCAGCUAUUCACCAAAUGUUUUCGUGAAACAAUUCAUGAUUCAAGAGGCAAAAAGUAAUAUCGACCAUAAGUGAUGAUGAAUAGUAAAAGUGAAAGAUGAGCUUUGAUGAAAGCCAAAUUAUCAAUACUGAUGGUCGGUUGUAAACUAACCUUAAAGAUGGACAUGGAUUGGCCAUCAAGAUGGGUACAAAAUCAAUUAGCAAUUUGAUAAUAGGAACAUGUUUCUCAUCAAAUGUCCCAUAAUCAAUCAGUUGACACUUAGAGACUGUGUGAAGUUGACAUUUUUGUUGACCCGCAAAACCAAAGGCAAGGCCUUUCUCCACUGACCCCAAAAACUUGCAUUUUAUAAGGUCAACUGUAAAGUUCCUAUGGAAGGAAAAGGAAAAGGAAAAGCAUUAACUGAAAAAUAUUAUGAUGAUGAUGAAUAAAGACAGAGAGAGAGAGAGAGGGAGAGUAAGGUGAGCAAGGGAAGACGGGAAUAACAAACAAAAACAGAACGACAUAAAAGGAGAUGAAGAUGAAGAAGAGGAAGGGGAGAGGAAAGAUGUUCACACGGGAGUAAAACAAGAAAACGGGAUAACAAGUUGAGGCGGAGUAAAAGUGACUUUAGCUUUUGUAGAGCGCGUUUCACUGCUUAUUGGGCUACCUCUUUUUUUUCAUCAUCAUCAUCAUUUUAUCUGUAUUAGUUACCAACAUUUACCUUAAUAAGCAACAACACUAAACAACAGCCGACUCAGCAUUGCAACUUUACCAUUAUUGUUGGUUAACUUGAUCACUUUCACCGAGUCAUCUUCAUCAUUGUUGCCAUCAAAAAUAAAAUCGUGUGUUAUGUGAUUCUCAUUGCCUCAAACGGAUUACAAGUGACCGUUGAAUCGUUGAUUUACCUUCAACCUCAACUUAACCAACCAAGUAAACUUUAUCGUUUCGAGAUUAUUAUCAAAGGAAAAUUGGUUAAUAAUGAACAUUAUGGAAACCAAUGGAACUCAUGGCAACACCCGAAAACUGGAAACUGAUCAAAAACACUAAUCAUUGCAAUAUAUAAAUCUGUUAAGUCUAGUCAACAUCAACAGUCAAGUUGAACAUUAUUCAGUGACAAAUAUUGUGAUUCAAUCAAAGCAUCUGUUGUAACAACAUCAUCACCAGCAUCACCAUUACCAGUGACAAUAACCUUUCAGCUGCGAAAACCUUUUACCUUAAAAGUCGAAACAUAUCGAGAGCAAGAAAAGAGAAUUAAAAAAAGGAGAAGAGAAGAGAGAGUCAACUGAUCAACCAGGAGAGCAACCAGGAAAGUUACCAGGAAAAGGAGAGGGAGAAGCAGAUGGAAGAUGUAGCUUAACCCAAAGUCUGUUCAUUUAUUAAACAUUACCUUGUGGCUAUUGUAACGCGUGCCACGCGUUUUCGCGUGUCCAGUCCAAUCUUCCAUCAACAUAAUUAUUAUCAUCACUUUUGGUUGACUCUUGUUUCGCCAGAGAAUCCAGUUUUACUGUUGCUAGACCUUUGCAUCUUUAGGAUGACCUUAACGGUUAAACCUUUUGCCGUUGCUAUUUGCCCGCCAUUAUUUUAAUACUUUCAUCUUUCAUCUUUUAAUGACAACUUUUCUCGUCUUCACAUUUAACAUUUACAUUUGUUGAUUAUAAUUUAAUGAUUUAUCUUACCUGUUGACUCUACAAGGUUUACUCCCAAAAAGUGUUCGCCUUUCUCAUCAUCAUCAUCAUCAUCAGCUUCAACCUUUUUCUUUCAAAAACUUGGCAAUGCCAGUUUCAACAAAUCCUUCACAUUAUCAAAGUUAUGAUAACGCCAUCAAUGGUUUGUCACCGUUAAACGGUAUAACAUCUAAUGGCGUUGUUAUCGUUUCACCACCAAAUACUCAGCAACAGUCAUCAGGAGUUUCUAGUAACAACAAUUCAAAUGGUAAUUAUACCAACAACAACAACAACCUAAAAGAUAGACAUCAUCAUCAACAGCAACAAUCAACACUUUCCGUUCGACCAACCUCACCCUUGCCAAGUGACUAUUCAACUCUGAAUGGUGGUCUAACCCAGUUAACCUCACCAUUAACACCGCGAACACCAAUUAUGAAUGGUAACCUAAUCAAUACUGGAACGCUCAAUCGAAAUGCGAGUAAAAAUCGUCUAACAGUUAACCAUGUCAACAGCUCAUCUUCAGGUCUACUGUCAACCACAUUAACCUCACCAACCGCCAAUGGGCCAAGUUUCAAUUCGACCAAGCAAACAGUUUUAGACAUUACCAGGAGUGGAUCAGGUUUGACUCCUCCAGGCCUGGUAACAUCAUCUUCAUCAACCACAGCAACUGGCCAAGCAGCUCGUCCUUUAAGAAAUGGUGGCCUUAACAUAUCUAGAAUAUCGGGGCCAGGGUUAAGCCAACAAAUGCCGGGAUCACCUCAUGGUCCAGGUUGUCCAGGUGAUCCUGGUAGUCCAAUAGGUUUGUUGAGUCCAACUGGAUAUACUCGUGUCAACCAACAAUCAGCAAGUGACAUUGUUUUCAAUUCCAAUGGAAUCUCAGAGAUGCUCUCUUCUCUGGCUCUCAUGUGUUUAUUAUCACUGUUAAUGGCCUUUUUGGCCCUCUUCUUUCUCCAACGAACCGGACCCAUUAUAACCAUACCUGAAGACCUUAAACCCAACGAACUGCCACUCUCACCUGGCACCAAUUCCCCUCUAACCAAGGAUAAAAGUACUGUUAAUGUAUUCAGUCAAUCACGAAUCGUUGUAAAUACUCGUGAAUAUGUUCGUGUCUUCCAAAUAUCAGUCUCUUUAAGUACUCUUACCAUUUCACUAAACUUGUGUUGCCUUUUUGUCUGUUGCAUUCAAUUCUUGUCUGCCGUUAAACUGCUUAAAACACCUCAAGGGACCAAAAGGACCCAACAAUUUUUGAAAAAAACUUCCCAUGUUCGUAUAACUGCCAUUGGUGCUUUCCUCUUGUCAAUUCCUAUCUUUUUUACCGGAGUCAUACUAUUUACAUUCAUCAAUUUUGACGAGACUCCAGCUUUAAUUACUAGCAUCAUCAUUGGCAUUGGAAUUGUUUUCUGUGGCCUUGCAUCCGUUCAAAACGUCUAUUUAUGGCAAGCCGAGAAGACUAAAGCAAGCAAGGAAAUGACAGAGAGUCGGUUGACUCAACUCCAGGGAUCCGCUUUACUUCAACCAAUUGAACUGUCAACUUUGGUUUAAAAUAAACAAUAAUAAUUAUUUAUCUGGUUAAUUCAGUCUAGUUUAAAUGAAGUCACACAUGUAUUUAAUAAAGAAAAUUGUAAAUGCCAUGAUCAAUCGUAA
Molecule: messenger RNA, 3628 nt
Organism: Tetranychus urticae (two-spotted spider mite)
Lineage: Eukaryota; Metazoa; Arthropoda; Arachnida; Trombidiformes; Tetranychidae
Source: RefSeq, a predicted model, not a curated record